GUCGCCAUCAGACAGCGGCCCUUCCCACCCAUUCUCACGUGUGAUUCUGCCAGAGCGAAGAAAAUUCCAAAGACAGUUUCUCUCUGCAUUUGAAAGUCUCUUUAGGUUGCCAGAAAAACAAAAUAUAUACAUAUUUCAAAUCGUCGCUUUAUGGAUCCAGGAAAGAGGUUUGAGCAAGGAAAAGAAGCAGAAAGCUAUUGCUGACGUUUGUUUGAGCCCUCGGAGGCUCAUUUGGAAAUGAACAAAUUAAGUGUCAUCUCCAAACAGACUAGAAGACUUUGUCUUUGACAAUUCGUUCUACAAACAGGGAUCAUUCGUCUUUUUUUUCCUCUUUUUUUUUUUAACUUCCGGAUCACUCAAUUUCACGUUUUUUUCUGGCGUCAUGACUUCUAGUUAUGCACAUGUAAUGGACAGGCAAGCCACGAUAUCAAACCGCCUGGAAAGCCCCAUCACGUCUAACCUGGACAAUUUGCAAGCAAAAAAGAACUUCUCGGUUAGCCACCUGUUGGAUCUGGAAGAAGCCGGGGAAAUGGUUGGCAACCACGCAGACGAAAACGUCGGGGAAGCAGGAAGAAGUAUGCUGGAAUCCCCGGGACUGACCAGUGGAAGCGACACAAACCAACCGGACAAUGAGCAGAUGAACACGGAGGAAAAGAAGAAAAGGAAGCAGCGCAGAAACAGAACCACUUUUAACAGCAGCCAGCUCCAGGCUCUUGAGAGAGUGUUUGAAAGAACCCACUACCCUGAUGCUUUCGUCCGAGAAGACUUGGCACGCCGGGUCAACCUUACAGAGGCCAGAGUGCAGGUUUGGUUUCAAAAUCGGCGAGCGAAGUUCCGUCGGAAUGAACGAGCCAUGUUGGCCAGCAAGAAUGCUUCACUUUUGAAAUCCUACUCGGGAGAGGUUACAGCAGUGGAGCAGCCAAUUGUACCACGCCCUGCACCACGCCCAAAUGAUUAUCUUUCCUGGGGUAACACUGCCCCAUACAGUGCCAUGGCCACCUAUCCACCGACUUGCUCCAACACGAAUACUUCCCAGGGAAUGAACAUGGCUAACAGUAUUGCCAACCUGCGGCUCAAAGCAAAGGAAUACAGCUUGAACCAGGUGCCCACAGUCAACUGAAGUACAUUCGGGGAUGCCAAAACCACUGGACCCCGACAAUAAAAUAUCAUCAGUGAAAUGUGCUUCAUCUGCCACGGUCUUGAGAUUUUUGCUUUUUUGUUUUGAUACCAAGUGAUACCAUUUUGCCAUGAUUCGCAAAAUGUAGGACAUCAAGUCAAAACAAAACACCCCCACAGAAAAAAAAAACAAAAAACAUUUGUUUGUCUUUACAAACCAUUGUUUGUUCCAUCUAGACUGAAUGUUGUAAUCAAAUAUUUGUGUUAGUGUUGUUCCCUAUUACUUUUGUUCUGUUAUCAGAAACACAAGAGGAAUGAGACUCAAACAAUGUGUGGAGUACCCUUUGUCUACUUAAUAGCAAUUAUGCAUCAACCACCUCCCGUUUCCAUAUACUUCUGGAAAACAUUGAAUAUCAAGCAAAAGUGGUUCUAUUUUGGCAAUUUAACAUAUAAGAUGAAAACAUCACAUUUUAUUGAGCCAUUACAUUCAAAUUGACAUAUCCCAAGCAGUUCCUUGUUAUAACUUUGCUGAUUAAGAUUUUCAUCUUAAUAAAACCACAAACUCAGAAAAUCUGAAUACUGUGAAAAGCUUCAGUUUUUUAGCUUCAGAGAGAUCCAAAUUCUAAUCAUGCAAGUCAUUCAAAACAACUGCAAAAGGGUCCUGAGCCCUUAAGAGGUCAGUCUUAGGAUGGCUUACAAGAGUUCAGACAUGGGGAAGGGAAGGCCAUUUUCAGGAUAUUCUCAUUUUCUGAGUAGUACAUCCACCAAGACUUCAUCAUAAACAUGGAUUUGGGAUUCAUGGUUUUGAAUAGAUUUUGACGUUAUCAUUUUGCUUCUAUGUUUUCCAUAUUAUACCAAUGACAUCCAAAUGUUUUGAAGUCAUUUUUCUUUUCAUGUUAGUAUUCAAGAUACAAUAGAGCUUAUUGUAUUUCCCAGUUGAUCCUUUUGUUUUUUUCUGUGAUAUCCUUCAUUUGUAACAGGAAAAAAACAUGUAUAUUAAUUAAUAAAAUGCAUU
This is a messenger RNA of Corythoichthys intestinalis (scribbled pipefish), 2131 nucleotides long. RefSeq names its product paired related homeobox 1b (gene prrx1b). Gene Ontology annotation, molecular function: DNA-binding transcription factor activity, RNA polymerase II-specific; RNA polymerase II cis-regulatory region sequence-specific DNA binding. Gene Ontology annotation, biological process: regulation of transcription by RNA polymerase II. The coding region runs from base 383 to 1120 and encodes 245 amino acids. Lineage: Eukaryota; Metazoa; Chordata; Actinopteri; Syngnathiformes; Syngnathidae. Gene Ontology annotation, cellular component: nucleus. The record is from RefSeq and is a predicted model, not a curated record. The transcript has 4 exons.